AUUGAUGUGCCUCUUUUCCCCUUUUACUGGCGUCAGGCUUCAUUUGUCAGUGAACAAGUCAAGUCUGUCAAUCAAAAGCCGAGGUUCACUUUCCUGCUGAUGCAACACUCCCUGCUGUUUCAGCUGGGAACACACAGGGAACAGGCCUUUACUGCUGUCUGUCAUCACCGCAGUCUGAGUUUGCCCAGUACUGAUUAUUGAUCAAGAGCGAAGACAGGUUUUUAAAUAGCCAAAGUAAUCUAAGCUGCGGACAGAUCCACAGUGCAGCUUGCUAACAUUCACACACACCUAUGGAUAUGUUGAUGUUGAAGGAGAGGUUCACAGAUUUUGAUGUGCUCAUAUGAACAUUGAAACAGGUUUGGUUGCUGUAAUCAUUCCUCGAGUUUAAUGUUUCUGCCACCAGAGGUCACCGUCAGACAAGCCAAACUGCUAUGUGUGCAGCACUGGGCUUGGUUCAUGUGGAGGUUGUGUUUGCAUUAUGAGCUCAUGUUUGUGGUAGACGAGCCUGAUCCUUGGGUUAAUGAAAUCCGUAUCAGUGCUGUGUCACAGAUGGAGUGAUGACUGGAUAUGAAUGCAGCAGCAGUGGGCGGUGUGUCUCGACCAGAGGGUGUUGAUAUAUCCACGUAAACUGACUGUUUUAAUUUGUGAGUUAAAUUUAACAUGAUCAUUCCCUGUUUAUUUAUCGGUAAAAACCCAGUGUCCUUCAGGUCUGUGAAAAUGACCUCACCUGGGAUGACAAACCAGGGCCAAGAGCCACACGUCUGUGCUCCAUUAGUCCUGCUGCUGCUGUGAGAGACGACCAUCAACCUUUCUUUGGUGUGUUGCUCAUAGCCCGCUUCGCUUGUCUACAGCUAACAUCAUAGCCCUGACUCUGAACAUCAACACAGCGGGGUCAUCUUUGCGGUCGGCGUGGUUAUGCUGAAACUGGCUGCUCAGACCUACGCCCGCCUGCCGUUGCCAUAGUAACAGUGAGAUCGACCUUGGAGGUGUGUAACAUCCUCCUGUUAGUGUUGGUCGAGGAUUGUAUAGUGGUUCUAAAUCAAUUCUUCUGUCAUCAUCAUCCUCAAGUCUUUCUUUCUUUCUUUCUUUCAUUUUUUCCUGCACCCCCUUCCUUUUUCUUCUUCUUCUCUCUCUCUUUCUCUCCCCCUCUCUGUCCCCCUCCCUCUGUCCCUGGAGAGAGUUUGUAUAGACAGUCAUCUGGUCCCUCCUCCUCUUCCUACCCCCCACCACACCCUUCGGCUCACAGACAGGAAGCAGGAGGCAACCUUGGCUCGUCCUAGAUGAGUUAGAGCUGAGCACUAGUCGUGUGUGAAUGUUAUCAGUGGUGUGUUUAGAGGAGGAUGUGGAGGGUUGUGUAUAUGUAUGAAUGUGAACCUCUUUUUUGUUCAUACAAGUUUGUGUGUGCGUGCGUGCAUGCACGGGAUUUGUGCACUGACAACCAUGUGGUGUGAGCAUCUUGACUGACUGACUGACUGUGUCUGUGAGAGAGAGAGAGCGACAGAGCUCAGGGGAUCACUGUGAACAUGAGUAGAGGGCAACACAGCUGAGCUGUCUUUAUUUCUGCUCGCUCUCUUUUUUUCUCUCCUCUCCUCAUUUGUGUUUGUACAGUAGACGAAAGCAGCGUGGACUUGAAAUGUGUGUGCACAUGGAUGUUUGGAGAGUAGGUUAGUGCUUGUGACUUCAGUGUGUGUGUGUGUGUGUGUGUGUUUGAGUGUGUGUGUGUGUAUUAUGUGAGCGGUGUGUACUUUGGAGGACUAUGAGUGGAGAGGAGUAGAACAGGGGGUCCAGCUGUGGGUCUGUCACUCAGUCAGACAGGAUGGUGCAGCGCUUCAGUCUCCGCAGACAGUACUCCAAGAUCGACCGGCUGGAGGUGAGUGGGCUGGGCCAAACACCGCUGGCUGUGUCUUGUGGGGCAGACGGUUCGUUCCCAGGUGGGGAGGAUAGCACCCCAGACCCUCAGCGCACCAAACAGGCGAUCGCGCAGCUACAGCAGAAAAUCCUCAAGCUCACAGAGCAGAUUAAGAUCGAGCAGACGGCCAGGGAUGACAACGUUGCCGAGUACCUCAAACUAGCCAACAAUGCGGACAAACAGCAAAGCACACGCAUCAAACAGGUUUUUGAGAAAAAGAACCAAAAGUCAGCGCAGACCAUCCAGCAGCUGCAAAGGAAACUGGAGCACUACCACCGGAAGCUGCGAGAAGUGGAGCACAAUGGUAUCCCACGCCAGCCCAAGGAUGUUCUGCGGGACAUGCAGCAGGGACUGAAGGGUGUUGGAGCCAGAGUCACGGGUUUUAGCGAAGGGGUGGUGGACAGUGUCAAGGGAGGCCUGUCGAGCUUCUCCCAGGCCACUCACUCUGCCGCGGGGGCCGUCGUUUCAAAACCUCGAGAGAUCGCCUCACUGAUUCGCAACAAAUUCGGCAGCGCUGACAACAUCCCCUCCCUCAAAGACUCUCUAGAUGACCCCUCGGUGGAUGAAGGCGUGACGGGGGCUGGCGGACGUUCAUUUGGCAGUGCUGGGCAUCACCUCCAGUCCAGUCCAAAGUAUGGCAGCGAGGAUGACUGCUCUAGUGCUACGUCGGGCUCAGCGGGGGCCAACAGCACCACAGGGGCCCCGGGAGGCCCCCCCAGUUCCAAGGACAACACACUGGACAGAGGCCAGAGCUCCAGCCUGGAAAUGUUGCUGCAGGAGGUGCAAGACCUGAGGGAGGGCCAGGCGAGGCUAGAGGAGAGCCUCGACGGCCUGAAGAGCCACUAUCAGAGAGACUACACAGUUGUAAUGCAAGCCCUGCAGGAGGAACGCUUCAGGUGUGAACGUCUGGAGGAGCAGCUGAACGACCUGACAGAACUUCACCAGAACGAGAUCCUGAACCUCAAACAGGAGCUGGCCAGCAUGGAGGAGAAGAUCGCCUACCAGUCUUAUGAGAGAGCCAGAGACAUCCAGGAGGCGUUGGAGGCCUGUCAGACCAGGAUCUCUAAGAUGGAGCUGCAGCAGCAGCAGCAGCAGGUCGUCCAGUUGGAGGGGCUGGAAAAUGCCACGGCCCGGACCCUUCUGGGAAAACUUAUCAACGUGCUGCUGGCCCUUAUGGCCGUCCUUCUGGUCUUUGUCUCGACCGUGGCCAACUGUGUGGUCCCCCUGAUGAAGACCCGAUCGCGCUCCCUCUCCACCCUCCUCCUCAUCCUCCUGCUGGCCUUCUUGUGGAGAAACUGGGACGCCCUGUCGGGGUACACACACCGUGCUCUGCAGUCGCCGGGAUGACCAGACCAAAGCCAGCACGUAUAUAUGCUCUGGUGUUGCCAGGUGAUGUAACUGUAACCGCAGUCAUGCAGGAUACUUGAAGGACGUGUAUGCCGUAGGGAUAGCCGUGUGGCCGGGCACUGAAAAUUCGGCUGAGCACUUUUCGGACACGCCCUGGAAUCAAGACAGACUGGAAGAAACUGAGUACAGUUGAGAACACUGAUGAAUUUUUUUUUUUAGGAAGGAAAAGACUGUUUACAUUUUUAAAUGAACUGCUGUGUUGUUUCUCUCGCAGAAUGCAACGUUGUUUUUAUCUUUAAAGUUUAAAACCGUCAUGAUGCUAUUAUUUCUAAUAUUAUUAUUAUUUUUAUUUUCAUUGUUAUUUUAUUCAGUACCAUGUAGCAUUACGCUCCUCUCACUCUACGUGGAGGGGAGUUUAGUCAGGAAACUGGGCCCGGCGAUUCGCCCCAAAGAAGUCGAAUUGUUGACAUGCAAAUGUGAUACGGUGGUUGACUGCCUUUAGGAAGAGAACGCUCACCUGGCUGUGACUGGUAGAUCUGAACCACGGCUGAAAACCUUCCUGGGAGCUGCUCCUUUCUUGCUGUGAUGAAACGUGUUCAGAGUCAGACAGAAGAUUUUUUGAUUGACUGACCAUGGCCCUUUUGAAGUGUCAUGACUAGAGACUUUCUGUGCUUCCUUACUUUUCUAAUUGCAAAGAUGACAAGCUUUUUAAUGAUUUCUUUUUCUGAGUAAUAACAGGACAAACUGUGUUAAAUUGGGGGAGAUAUAAAUGACACACAAAGACAAUGGGCCAGCUUUAGAGGGAAAAGCUACCACGGGCUGCUGACCACAGAAACGGCACAUAAAGGCAGACACCGUCUGGUUAUUGUCAAACAUCUGCCAUAAUUGCUGCAUGUAUACAAGGCUGCACGUUUUCACUAAGAAAAAUUACAAAGGAACCACUUUUGCUUUUAAAAGCAAUGAAAAAGGGUCGUUGUCAAAGCAAAAUCAAUUUGCCGGGGUCAUUUCCUCGUCCCCAGGCCACAUCUAAUGUGAUCAGGUUUGGAAAGAGACGAUUAUUGGUGCUCUUCCAGCUCCGUCUCAGUCGGAGUCGGAAUGCUGCUUCUUCAUAUCUACAGUGCAAAAGUCAUCUCCACUGCCACGCCAGUCAAAGGCACACUGCCUGUAUGUGACAUUGUUCCAUUCCUCCGACACACUCCCUGCAUUCUAUCUCUGUGGCCGUCCUUCUUUCUUUCUACACUAUGUCAUGGUGUAACCACCCAGUGCCAAACCUUAGUGAACCCAGGGAUGGGUCCAACCUGAGAUGGCGGAAAGCGGAGGUUGCUCUGCAGAUGUGUCAUGAAUGUCUCGAUUGUUUUGGGAGACAAUAACUUUUGACGAGCUCACAAUCCGAACACGAACUUUGACUCCAGAUCGUCCGUUGUGUGUUUGCACCUUGCUUUCUUGAGGACAGAUCCUCGGCUUAAGCGUUCUAGUCCUUCUCUCAACGCGCCCCCAUUUCUCAACUGCCCAAGGACACGACCAGAUGACAUUGCACAUUUAACGGUUCACCCUGCAUUUCAUUGCUGAGAAGCCGAUUUCCUAACAGAUAGUGAGAUCAUUUGAACUGUACAGCUGCACUUUAGCACACUGCUAUGAUAACCUAGAGGUUAAGGCCGAGGCUUGAGAAACCCUUGAUAGAGACCUCCUCCGUGGGAUAAGAGGAGUCGACUCAGGUCAGGAUCACUGUCAUCCUUGUACUAAGCUACAACCCACAAAGAGGAAUCUUACUGAAGCUCAUUUCUUUUCAAAAUGACGACAAACUUGAUUCCUCUCACGUUCAACAUGUAAUUUAAAUGGCAGGAUGCAGAUCCGUUCCUCUGUCUCGGUCUUGCCACUGUGAGUGCAGCAGACGGGUUGAGAGUGAGUUGACCUUUGCUUGACCUUGAAGUAAAUUCUCUGAUGUAGGGUAGCGUGCUAAACCACUCUAGUGCCUUCUGAUGUCCUUUUUUUAAAAGUGUGGAAUAAAUAAAGUGCAUUCCUGACUAA
Molecule: messenger RNA, 5284 nt
Organism: Scophthalmus maximus (turbot)
Lineage: Eukaryota; Metazoa; Chordata; Actinopteri; Pleuronectiformes; Scophthalmidae
Product: transmembrane and coiled-coil domains protein 1
Exons: 5
Coding region: 1817-3256 (479 amino acids)
Cellular component (GO): endomembrane system
Source: RefSeq, a predicted model, not a curated record